UGCAUUUCUUCCCUUUCUCCUUCCUUCCUUUCUCCCCUCUCUAGUUUAUAAGCAUGCUUUCUGCUCUUCCUUUUCAGGGAAACCCAUUCCCGGCGUUGGACUACGCUUUCAUGCCGUGGGAUGGGCUUGACUCUUUGGGCUUCAAGCCCACCAGCCCCAAUCCCGUCACUUCGAGUUCCGGCUCAGGCUACCCAAACCGAACCCAUGCCGAAGAAAAACCGGCCUCGGACAAGUCGAACCACGUCACGUCCGUCAUGGAGGAGCGGAAACGCAGGAGAAUGAUAUCGAACCGGGAAUCGGCCCGAAGGUCACGCAUUCGUAAACAGAGACAUCUUGAGAACUUACGGAACCAGAUGAAUCUAUUUAGGGUUGAAAAUCGAAAACUGAACAACGGGUUGCAGUUUCUCCUUCACCACUGUAACCGCCUGAGAACCGAAAACGAGUGGCUCCUGUCCGAACGACCCAUGCUCCGUCAAAAACUAGCCAACAUAAAUCAAAUUUUGCUUUUCCGACAUUUGCAACCAUUUUCCUCUGCAUGGCCCUGCAAUAUUGUCUUGGCGGAAUAAACCUUUGAUCACCAUUAACCAUGUAAACCAAUCACAAUUCGCCCUCCCUUAUUAAAUAACUAAAUGCAGUAAUAUUUGUUGUCCGUGUAAAAGAAUUGUUAAAGUUGAAUUAGGGCAA
Molecule: messenger RNA, 684 nt
Organism: Glycine soja
Lineage: Eukaryota; Viridiplantae; Streptophyta; Magnoliopsida; Fabales; Fabaceae
Product: bZIP transcription factor 53-like
Exons: 1
Coding region: 54-566 (170 amino acids)
Biological process (GO): positive regulation of DNA-templated transcription
Cellular component (GO): nucleus
Molecular function (GO): transcription cis-regulatory region binding; DNA-binding transcription factor activity
Source: RefSeq, a predicted model, not a curated record